ACCGUCGACUGUGACUAUCUGUCCCGUCACUCUCCUGUGUGUUCUUUACUGACUGGCUCAGUCCCUAGGUCGCCGCGUCCCCCAGCGGAGGUACCUUGCCUACUCGUAGCUCACGGCCCUCGUACCGCGCCUUCCCUCUCGGACAACAUCGUCUUUUGCUACGACAGCCGCGGCGCCCUAUAUGCAGUCGUUGUCUGCGGCUCUUUCAUCAUGGAUACCGAGGAUGGUCACAUCUUCAUAAGGAAUUUGGCCUACUUUGUACGAACACACGAAAAGGCCCUGGCCAACGCCCUACAACUGCAGCGGCAGAACCCCAAGAAUGGCCAGGCCAUCACUUCUCCUUCGUCGCCCAAUAGCCCUGCCAGCCCGCCCUCUUCCUCAUCCUCGAGCGUCUGGGCAGCAGCCCUGUCUUUGCCGUCCCUGACCUUUACCUCACAGUCCAUCAAGCCAGCUAAGCUUACACUGACACCCCACCAUCUCUUCUACAUUCUCUCUCGCUUCGAGGAGCUUGGUAUACCUGUUGGCCCUAUGAAUGUGCGGCUGGAGAAUAUCCACACGGAUGCUUCGCCUGCCAACUAUGUCUCGUUCCUCGGCAGCGCCCAGCGCAACAAGACCAAGCCGUCCGAUCGCGACUCAAUACAUUCCGUGUCCAGCGUCCGCAGCGUGAUGUCAGGCAUGUCCUCGCUUUGGUCUUCCCUCCGUAUUGGUUCAAACAGUGAAGCCAAGGCAGAGAAACAGAAAGCCCAGCUCCAGGAAGACCUGCGAUAUCUGUAUUCUGCCUUUACCAAGAUUCCAUGCCUGAGGCUAUCUCCUGACCACAAAGCUCGCCUUAUUGCUGGUUACGAAGAGUUUCCAUUCGACACCGCGGUCCCUCUGUUCGCUUUCAAGAAUGUUACUGCGCUUGAGAUUCACGAUGUAGACUUUCGACAGUUCUAUGGCUGGGAUCGCCUGGCCGAAAAUCUUCGCAGCCUUACUGUCAAGCGAGCUGGUGUUGACGAUCCCGCUGACCUUCUAAUCAAUGUUGUCCUGGACGACAUGGACAAGCGCCGCAGACGCUCAGCAAAGACCAAUGCAUCUUCUGCACCAUGGUCUACCGCAAGCCCAUCCGCUAAAGUUAGUCAGUUGGCGCGAUCAGAGUCUCCGCCACUCUCUCCUACCACUGCAAGCAAGCAGAGCACAAGUCCGAGAGGCGCUGCGGUAGCGCGAGACAAUUCUUCCAAGGCUAGUCAGCGACAGCGUAGUACUUCUCCAACGCGUCCCCCAAGCUCCCGCCAUGGUUCAACUCAUGUCUAUGGCCGAAGCACUACAAAUGCCCCAAACAUCCGCCGGUCAUCUGGUAGCUCUAGUUCUAGUGUACGCUCCACUACUCCGAGGGGUAGUUCUUCUAACCUACUCUCCCUGGGCUGGUUCCCCGCAACGAAAUGGCGCUUCCUGCGACAUUUGAGUUUGGCUGACAAUGCUCUCACCAACAUAUCAGUUGCCAGUCUUGCUCCUUUGGCCAACACACUACAGUCUCUUGAUCUCUCUGCCAAUCUGUUUGCUGAGAUUCCGGACAGCCUUGCCAGCCUGACCUGUUUACGCGCGCUAAACCUUUCCAACUGCAUGAUCGAUGGUCUGCACUCACUAGGUCGCAACCCACUGCCAGCCAUCACAACGCUCAACCUUCGCUCCAAUCGCUUGACAUCUUUGGCAGGUGUCGAGCGGUUGCUGUCUUUGGAGCGAGUGGACUUCCGUGACAACAGGUUGACUGAUCCUACAGAAGUCGCCCGACUUACUGGUGUUCCUGACAUAACCGACAUCUACGUCAAUCGCAAUCCGUUCUGCAAGACCCAUACCACCUACAGGGUCACCAUUUUCAAUCUGUUCCGUAAGACACCAGGCUACACAGAAGAUAUCGUCAUCGAUUCCACGGGACCCAGUAAUGCUGAGAAGAAGCAACUUGUUGAUCGAGUUCCUGAAAAGCAUGGUGUCCCCAUUGUUAAGCCGCCACCCGAGGACGAUGUGCAGCCCUUGCGACAUGUACCCCCAAAGGUCGUAAAAGCUAUUGAUGCCCCGUCCGACGUGCCUGGGGUACUUCAGCGUACCGGGUCUCUACAACGUACCAAGAGUGGACGCAAUGCACAAGGAUCUCAGAAGAAAAAGAAGGGCCCCAAGAGAAGGAUAGUCGAGCUUUCCCAGAAUGAGCCCCUGCAAUCAUCGUCGCAGUCGAGUCUGACAGGCUUGGCAUAUGAGGACACCGCGAUUGGGCAGGCUCCCAAAAUCGCCAAAGGUGCCAGCAAUACGUUGGUUGCAGACACGCCUCGGCUCGCAGAGCCACCUAGGGGACAAGUAUCAGGAGACCCUAUGAAGAAGACUGCAUCAGAUGAACGCACUGUUGCGGAUGAAACCCACACAAGUCAUCAACAGCUGCCACCCAUCGAUACCACCAACUCAUCCAAAUCUCCGGAGCCAGAAGCUGCAGAGUUUGACGUCAACGAGGACAUGUACAAGAAGAAGAUCGAGGCUCUCAGGCAAGACUUCGGUAAUACGUGGCUGAGCGCGCUAGGGGACGAGAAUUGGGACAACACGUCCGUCACUAGCUUUCCUUCCGAUCGCGGAUACAGCUCCCCUACCAUUCGACCAACACUGCCCCGCACACCAAGCCAAAGCAUUGUCUCUGGUCGCACACUUGGCUAA
This is a messenger RNA of Alternaria burnsii, 2676 nucleotides long. RefSeq lists its product as uncharacterized. The transcript has 2 exons. Gene Ontology annotation, cellular component: cytoplasm. The record is from RefSeq and is a predicted model, not a curated record. Gene Ontology annotation, molecular function: protein kinase binding. NCBI's taxonomy places the organism in Eukaryota, Fungi, Ascomycota, Dothideomycetes, Pleosporales, Pleosporaceae. The annotation marks the transcript as partial.